UCUCUCUUCUUUUCCACCCCUAUUCCUGCAUUCACUCCGUCUCUAGGUGUGGCUUCUAUCGCAUUCUGCUUUGCUCAAUUGCCGUCCGGCCGGCUUUCAUCCGCUCAUUUUGCGCUUUGCUCCACCCAUUCGAGACCCAUAGCCCGCAGCUUGGGCGCUUACACUGCCGCGCACCUCUCGUUUUCCCCGGGACGCAUCCUCUGCACGAUUCAGGCACACUCUUUCUCUCUGCUGCUUCGGUCUCCCCCGCUUGAUGCGCCUGACCAGCCAGUGCUGAACUUCAUAUCGUCUUGAGAUUGUUCCCAUCGAAGCAUAGUUGGGCGGAUACGAGGUCAACUCUGGAGCCUAACACCGAUCAGACUCUUCAAUUUGCGGAGGGGUGUGCCAUCUCCGUCUGUUCCACAAUUUGCAUCGGUUCCUGCAUCUCCUGAAUCGAGAAUUAGCGUUCAUCGUCCUCUCACGUCGUGCCAACGUCCGAACUUCAAUACAUUUCGUUCUCUACUUGACUCCGGAUCGUUCGCCUGUCGGCCGCUGUCACAAUGCCUGGUUUCUCGGAUUCCUUUUGGACACCCGACUAUGCCACGGGCCUGGGGGUGCUAUACGGGAAGUUGCAGCAGGGUGUGGUGGAGAAUAGACAGAUUCUCACUAUUGCAUCUAUGCGAGCAGAUGCGGAGGAGCAGUAUGGUCUCCGCAUGGGCGAUAUCGCACCCAGUGUCGAUCGCAUGUCUGCCGCGGGUUUCGGCAAGGACGACGGUGCGAGUGUGAGGAAGGCAUACGAAGGUGUCCGCACUGAAAUGAUCGAGGCCUCGCGCAACCACCAGAAGAUCGCCAGCAACAUCCGAGAACUUGUCGUGGCGCCCUUUCGACGCUGGAGUGAUCAGCAUGACUACCGUGUCCAGACCUCCCACGAUAACCUCCAGGCGCGGAUCAAGGAACAUACCAAGCAGGUGGAUUUGGUCAAGAAGCUGCGCAGCCAUUACUUCAACAAGUGCCGGGUGGUAGAGGAUUUGGAAGAGGAGAAUAAGCUCGCCUUCCAGGACCCCGAUAACAGCCCCAAGAUCAAGCCCACCCCGAAGAUUGUUCUACCCACCCCCGAAGAAGAACCCGAGGAGGAUCCAUAUGAGAUUGGCGAUCGAAUCUAUCCACCUGAGGAGAUCAAGAGACUUCUGCUGCACAUGCUGGACAAUAUCAGACUUGGAGACGCCAAGGUUCCUAUCAUCGGUACCUAUCAAAACACCUCGUCUGGUGCAGAGAUUGUGGAGUAUAUCCAAAACAACAUGGGUGCGACCAACCUCACCCAGGCAGAGGCGAUUGGCCAGGAUCUCGUCGACAAUGGAUUCCUCCGCUUAAUCGGAAACAUGGGCAGCACCUUUGCCAACAGCUCAAAGAUGAACUACCAGUGGCGUCCUAAGGUUUUCCAGAUCACCGGGAUUCCCGAAAAGAAGAAGCCUUUGAUGCGCGUGACUUCUGUGGCUUCGAGCGAGGAUGGCAACGGCGGCGAAUCGCCCAUCACAUCCGUUCAGGAAAUGUUGGCUGGCUGGAACCCUCUCAACAACCCUUAUCCUAACGAGACCCCUUCGGAGAAGCUGCGCAGAGAGGCUUUCGAGGCCGACGAGAAAUACAAGGCUGCUGUUCGGAGACUGGAUCAGAUCAGGUGCCGUCUGGAGGAAGAGGUUAUUGAGAACUUGCGCUUCAUGGAGCAGUGUGAGCUUGAUCGCCUAAAGGCCAUCAAGGCCGUGGUGCUGGACUUCUCCGGUGCCAUCAGUAAUGUCAUCCCCAACCUCCAGAGCACCGUCGAUCACAUGAUGCUGUACCAAGAGACGAUCCAGCCUCUGGGUGAUCUGCGAUAUCUGCUGGAAAAUUAUCGCACUGGUGGGUUUAUUCCUCGAGUGCAGGCAUACGAGAACUACUAUGGUUCCGUUGAGGAGCAAAACUUCGGUGUUGAUCUCGAAGCCCGUGCCCGGGUUGAUCGCAAGCGUGUCCCGAUCCUAGUGACCACCAUUCUGACCUAUCUGGACAACGCCUACCCCGAGCUUGAGGGUGACGAGGCUCGACGUGGGAUCUGGCUCCACAACCCUCCUCUUACCCAAACACAUCAAUUGCGGAAUGCCUUGAAUAACAGCAAGGUUGAUUAUCGCGAAGUCCUCCCCAAAUUUGAGAUACCCAUUGUUGCCAGCGUUUUGAAAUUGUACCUUCUUGAACUGCCAGACUCUCUUGUUUCUUCGCAAGUCUACGAAAUCGUCAAGACGAUCUACUCGACCACCGCUCACGAGACCACGGAAGAGGGACGGAUCAAGGUCCUACAAAGCACUCUCGGACAGCUCCGUCUCGUCAACAUUGCUACGCUUGACGCUAUCAUGACCCAUUUCACCCGCCUGAUUGACCUCACUUCCGCCGAGGAGCAAUACAUUGCUACUCUUGCCCAGGCAUUGUCUCCCUGUGUUCUCCGGCCCCGUACCGAGAACAGUCUCACCAUGGAUGAGCGCCAUAGUUACCGCUUGAUUCGUGAUCUGUUCGCCCACAAGGAUUCUAUCUUCGGCGAGCUGAAGCGUCAGUCGAGCGCACUGGGCAUCUCUACUUCGAGCCGUCCUCGCGCCAUCAGCACGGAUGAGAGCAACCGUCGGGCAGCUAUGGAAGCUCGCCAACGCGCCAUUGUCAACCGUAGCCGGGCUACUAGCCCUGCCCCCGGCGCACGACACCGCCGUGAUCGCUCUAGUGGUGCCUCCGCAGCCACCCGUUUCCCUAUCAACGUUACUAGCCCGCAGGACCGCUCCCGGGCCGCCGCUCGCGCUAGCCUGGAUGUUCCUCCCAAGACCGAAUCACCCACCACGACCGAGGAUCACCCUACUGUGAACACCCAUGUUGCUGAGACUGCCAUCAAUGGAACCUCCACCGAGUCUCCAGCCUCUGCCGCUCCCAGUGUUUCUUCUGGCACAACAAGUCCCCCUCCCCCUCCAGAGACUGCCUCAGAGGGCUCUCCAACUCCCACUCCCACUCCGGCUCCUACAUCCAGUGAGUUCGACAAGCGCAGUUCCGUCCGGUCCGUCGGUGCUCGAUACACCCGCAAGCCCGGUCUCGGUAGCAUCUCUAGCUUCCCCGCUGGUGCGGGUGCCCCGGAGUCGGAUAGCAAACGAAGCAGUCUCGCUGAAAGUGAGCCCAAAGGUGUGACAUUGGAGGAUAAGCCUAUGGAUGACUGAAGAAGAGAGGCUACGGUUUGACGUUUCUCAUUCAUGUGUUCUCCCAACAGUUCUGUAUAGAUUCAAAAACAUAUGUGGUCCUGCCUUCUAGGGCUUACAUUUCCUGUCUUAUUCUUGUGCUUUCGAUCUUCUGCGUGGAUAAUCUAUUGGUAUAGCAGGCACUCAUACCCCAUUCUAUGCCUUGCAUUGCCUUCGUGUUUGUGCUUCCGAGUCUUCUCAUUCUUCCCAUAUUACCUAGUUCUAUUCCAGCCCGUUUCAUGUUUCCAUACAUUUCUUUCUAUAGGGCUCUGUUUAUUAGUCUCCCU
This is a messenger RNA of Penicillium subrubescens, 3502 nucleotides long. RefSeq names its product GTPase-activating protein RGD2. Gene Ontology annotation, molecular function: GTPase activator activity. Gene Ontology annotation, biological process: cytoskeleton organization; small GTPase-mediated signal transduction. The record is from RefSeq and is a predicted model, not a curated record. Lineage: Eukaryota; Fungi; Ascomycota; Eurotiomycetes; Eurotiales; Aspergillaceae. Bases 540 to 3197 code for a protein of 885 amino acids. Gene Ontology annotation, cellular component: cytoplasm; plasma membrane; cell division site. The transcript has 3 exons.